Molecule: messenger RNA, 1412 nt
Organism: Hemicordylus capensis (graceful crag lizard)
Lineage: Eukaryota; Metazoa; Chordata; Lepidosauria; Squamata; Cordylidae
Gene: ANAPC11
Product: anaphase promoting complex subunit 11
Exons: 3
Coding region: 241-495 (84 amino acids)
Biological process (GO): positive regulation of mitotic metaphase/anaphase transition; protein ubiquitination; anaphase-promoting complex-dependent catabolic process
Cellular component (GO): anaphase-promoting complex; nucleus
Molecular function (GO): cullin family protein binding; zinc ion binding; ubiquitin protein ligase activity
Source: RefSeq, a predicted model, not a curated record
CGUUGAGGCUGGAAAGGGAGUUGCGCUGAGGCGCGAAGGUUGUAGCUGCCACAAGCGCGAGGGGAGGAGUGGGAGGGGGAGCCGCCCCCCCCCCCCAUGGCGAGCGGGGAGGGAAGAGAGCAGACAGCCAUGCACUCCCGCGAGCCCCCCCAUGAGCUCCCACAGAUUCUCCGCCUGUGUCCUCCUUAGCUGCCCCAAAGUAUCCGGUGCUGACCUUCGUGUAGUGUGUGGCUUGACACAAUGAAAGUGAAAAUCAAGAGCUGGCAUGGAGUUGCCUCCUGGCUCUGGGUUGCCAAUGAUGAGAAUUGUGGCAUUUGCAGGAUGGCUUUCAAUGGCUGCUGCCCAGACUGCAAGGUGCCUGGAGAUGACUGUCCUCUGGUGUGGGGUCAGUGUUCACACUGCUUCCACAUGCAUUGCAUUCUCAAGUGGCUUAACUCACAGCAAGUCCAGCAGCACUGUCCAAUGUGCCGACAGGAGUGGAAGUUCAAAGAGUGAUCAUGGCCACAUUUCUUCUCUUCUUUACCACCACCCCGUUUCAUGGACUGCUCAUGCAGCCUGAAUCCCAACCACCACCACCCGCUUGGACAGUUUGCUUAUUUAUACAAUAUUGUAUACGUCUUCAGCCUUCCAAGAGUUAGCCUGAAGCAAACAGGAGCCUGCUGCUGCAUAUUAACUCUCUUUAUCCUGUGUUGUCAGUGCUUUUAUGUUGUGUUCGGUACUCUGUGCCCGUUUGCUGUACUUAUACCAGCUGUGAUCUCCAGGUCUGUGCAGUGUUGGUGGAAAGGCUAGAAUCUUGAAGAGGUACAUGCCAUAAUGAACUCUAAAACCUUACAUCACCCAGGCCCUGUUAGCAACGCUUGAAACAUCCUCUUUAUGUUUUGCCUGAAACGCCUUAGGGCUUGAUUCCUGGGAGUUUUGUCUCUUAGCUGUUGAGUUUGAGCCAUUUAAACUUCCUGUCAAGUGUGUUGGAGACGGAGGCUUCAUGCAGCUAGACCACCUUCUGCCUGCCUGCCUGUUUUAUGAGCUCAAUUGUUGUGUCCAUAUGAACAAGUGUUCUUGGUGUCCUAUCGCUGUAUGUACCUCAGCCCUCAUAGAACCUCUCGGCCACAAUCCUGAGCCCUCUUGGUCCUUCAGUGAUCCUGUUGAUUCCAGUGGAGGUUUGGCAUGGAAUGGCUCGGGACUGCAGCCUGUGUGUGGCAGUGGUGUUUUUGAAAUGUAGGGGGGUGGAGGCGGGGGGGAUGAGCGCAGGCUUGUGCUUGUGUUUUGCUGCACACUUGGCCUGCAGCACAAUAAUAUGUUUGUUUCCCAAAGGCUGUAAUGCCAGCUCUUUCUUGCUGCCAAAUGCUUGCCUACAGUGUAAAUGAGCUACCUCUUGCACAUGGGAUGGUUCCAAUAAAUAGUUAUGUGACUCA